Molecule: messenger RNA, 890 nt
Organism: Heterobilharzia americana
Lineage: Eukaryota; Metazoa; Platyhelminthes; Trematoda; Strigeidida; Schistosomatidae
Source: the annotation of a GenBank genome assembly
CAUCACUCCAGGCUACUGCACACGUUCGAUAGCGCGUGUUAUAAUGUUACUUUGUGACGUUGUUGUCUAUUUCCUCACACUAAUUAUUAGCGUGUAUGGAGAUGAUAGGAAUUCCUGUGCAGUUGCAGGAUAUACUCCGUUGCUUAAAUGUGCUUCUUGUACAGAGCUAAAGAAGUUUAAAUUGGAAAAAAUUGAGGCUUCUUGUUUGCGGUGUUGUGAAGAUGAAAGUGUACCUGGAAUGUUCAAAGUAAGCUCUCCAGACAAUUUAUUUUGUAAGAAAUAUGCCUUCGCAGAAUUGGUUGCCUGCUCCUGAUCUUUAGAACGCUAUCCCAAGUGCUCGCAUUUAUAAAUAGUGAAAAUAGGAAGCAAAUGUCGAGCCUGAAAGUGGUUUACGAAAGAGGUCAUAGACCUGCUGUUCGUAUGCUUAACGAAAAUCGACAAGUACAGGAAGAGGUUCCGGUCGACACUUGGGAUAGCGAUACAAUUACUGAAUUUCUAAAUGAACGUUUAAUCAAGUAAAUACAGUGCAACUAUUUUUCUUGGGUUGUCAUAUGCCCUUGAGGUCUUUAUGUGACGAUGCAUGAACUAAAUUUCAUGUAUGAAGUGUUCUGCAUCUGAUGUGUGAUCUCGAGUGCUUAUGAAAUUUACUGCACUAACUUGUCAUUUCGUGAUUCUUUUUGUAAAUUCAUUUUUGUUUGUUUAUUAUUCGAUUUAAGUAAGGUAGGGAAUACCUCUUCCGUAGUUUCACUUACUUAUUUCAAGUUUGUUCAAAACAUUCAUUAUACUUUGUAUUCCUUUACUUUAUCACUUGAUAUAAGGUAAUGUUCUUUCAGUUCAUAUUUUUAGUGAGCGUUUUUAUAUCUGUUUAAAUAAACAGCUGAAUAUUUAUG